UUAAAUACAAACCCUCUUUUCUCCAUCUCUAGAUAAGAUGGUCAGCCGUUAGCGUGUAAUCAACUGUUCCUGGAAGUUUUUUGUUGGGGGGUGGCCAAUAUGGGAUCCAGUGCCAUUCUUCUCGCAAUCACAAACCCUCCGUUUCUUCUUUUCCCUAAUGUUGCACACACCCAACACUUACUUCUUCCUACUUCUCUUACGAGUGCUUGUACCAGCAGAUGCAGAUGCAGCCGCAGCAACGGGAGGCGAUUCCCUUCGUUGUCUUUGAGAAAUGGUGCCUCCUUCGUGUUGGCGUGUCUCCCUACUUCUUCUUCUUCAUCGUCCUCUGCUCCCAACACUUCUUCUACUAAGCUCUACGUGAGUGGUCUCUCUUUUCGUACCACUGAAGAGAGCUUACGAAAGGCUUUCGAGAACUUUGGUCAACUCAUAGAAGUCAAUCUAGUGAUGGAUAAAAUAGCAAAUAGACCAAGAGGGUUUGCUUUCAUUCGUUAUGUGACGGAGGAGGAAUCCCAAAAAGCUAUUGAGGGAAUGCAUGGGAAGGAAAUUGAUGCUAUUUGUCUUGGCCCAGCAUGGAUUUGAUGGUCAAAAUGCUCAAUAGGCAACAACAUAAUGUUCCACUUUUGAUAUACCUGCAUAAAAAGGAGAGUCAUUUAUUUUUAACUGGACUGUAUAGAGAAAUAAGAAGUAGGUUGAUGGGGGUUUUUUUCUUUCCUCGAAUCUCCAAGUAAUUGAUAUAUAUGUCAUGUGCUUGUUGGGCAUCUUAGGACUACAAGAUAUGUUUGAUAACAAUAAUCUGUCAUUGGGGAAUCUAAUAGUCCCUACUUCUUCAGGCUUAGUCUUGUGACUUCUAGCUCUUUAGAAAAUUUUAAUUCAAAAGAACUUUUGAGCGAAACCAGAUGGUGAAUUUCAUUGUUAUCCUUUCCUUCUUUGAGCCCAAAUCUUACAUUGGUUGCAUCUAUUUGCUA
Molecule: messenger RNA, 965 nt
Organism: Juglans microcarpa x Juglans regia
Lineage: Eukaryota; Viridiplantae; Streptophyta; Magnoliopsida; Fagales; Juglandaceae
Product: organelle RRM domain-containing protein 6, chloroplastic
Exons: 4
Coding region: 100-579 (159 amino acids)
Biological process (GO): chloroplast mRNA modification; cytidine to uridine editing
Cellular component (GO): chloroplast
Molecular function (GO): RNA binding
Source: RefSeq, a predicted model, not a curated record